Messenger RNA from Quercus robur (English oak), 3048 nucleotides. RefSeq lists its product as uncharacterized. Gene Ontology annotation, molecular function: ADP binding. NCBI's taxonomy places the organism in Eukaryota, Viridiplantae, Streptophyta, Magnoliopsida, Fagales, Fagaceae. The transcript has 3 exons. The record is from RefSeq and is a predicted model, not a curated record. Gene Ontology annotation, biological process: defense response; signal transduction. Bases 37 to 2724 code for a protein of 895 amino acids.
AGGUUGCAACCACAUCAAUUAGAAUCUAUCAUAACUAUGGCUUCCUCAAUUGACCGUAAAUGGAAACGAGAUGUUUUUUUGAGUUUUAGAGGAGAAGAUACUCGUAAUAACUUUUGUGCUCAUUUAUAUGACUCUUUGGUGCGUUCUGGUAUUAACACAUUCAAAGAUGAUGUGAAGCUUCGCAAGGGGGAAGAAAUUUCUCCAUCACUUAUCACAGCAAUCGAAGAGUCAAGAUUUUCAAUUGUCAUAUUGUCUAAAAACUACGCAACAUCUAAAUGGUGCCUAGAUGAGCUUGAUAAAAUUGUUAAGUGUAAAUCAAAUGGCCAAACUGUUUAUCCUAUUUUUUAUGAUGUCGAUACGUCGGAAGUACGUAACCAAGAGGGAAACUUCGGAGUAGCAUUGGCAAAUCAUGAGCGAACAUUAAAGUCUAACCUUAAGAAGAAGGUGCAAACAUGGAAGGAUGCUCUAACUGAAGUGGCCAAUUUGUCUGGCUGGGAUUUAAAGAAUAGGUCCGAAGCAGAGGUCAUCCAAGAAAUUGUUCAGGACAUUUCCAAGCAAAAAUUGAGUAGUAUAAAAAUAAGUAUUGCUAAACACCCAGUUGGAAUAGAAUCUCACGUGAAAGAGAUUAGCUCGCUUUUGGCUAUUAACCCAGAGGAGGUUCGCAAGGUAGGGAUUUAUGGGUGUCAAGGAGUUGGAAAGACAACCAUAGCGAAAGCUAUAUAUAACUGGCAUGCUAGUAAAUUUGAUGGUUGUUCCUUUCUAAUGAAUGUUAGAGACAAGUCCAAAGUUCAAUAUCAAAUGGUCGAACUACAGGAGUUGCUUCUUCAUGAGAUCUUAGGGGAGGAUAUGAAAUUGGGCAAUGUAGAUACUGGAAUUACUGUGAUUAAGGAAAGACUUCGCCAUAAAAAGGUCCUUAUAGUGAUUGAUGGUGUCGAGAGUACAGAUCCAAACCCUUUAGACAAAUUGGCUGGAGGACUGGAUUGGUUUGGUCCUGGAAGUAGAAUCAUUAUAACAACGACAGAAGAACGUGUGUUGAAGACUCAGGACGAUGUUCCUUCAAUCUAUCCGGUGAAGACGAUGGGUCAGAGUGAUGCUAUUCAACUCUUUAGUUGGUAUGCUUUUAAAAAAAACAAGCCUGAGGUGGAUUACAGGAAACUUGUAAAAGCUGUAGUACGUCACAGUAAGGGCCUUCCAUCAGCUCUAGUAAAAUUGGGUUCAGAUUUGUGCUCUAGAAGCAAGGAUUAUUGGGUAUCAAAAAAGAAUGCAAUUGAAGGAGAAAAUCACGACGACAUUUGGAUUAGGAGACUAAAUGGCUUGGUCGAGAGACACUAUAAUGAUGAAUCAGGAGAAAUGCACCCUAGUUUGCUACAACUUCUCAAUGGAACUUUGGAAUCCCCUUCUAAUAAUGUGCACGUCCCUAAUUUCAACAUGAAUGCACUAGAGCAGUGCGAUGAUGUAGAUUGGAAUGAUGAUUUUGAUUUACAGUCAAUCAAAUUUGAGCAAUCUGCUGAAGAAACCUCAUUCCCAGAUGCAGAUGAGAUUAGCAAGCAAGGGAUGAAAGCUUGGGAAGGUGAAAAUGAAAAUCCAUAUGCUGGCGCAACUCAAGAUGUUGAAAAAGGAGAGCAAUGGAGUAAUGCUUCGCAAGGUGGAAGUAAAAACCCAUAUCAUGGUGAACUUGGAGAUGAUGACGCUGCAUCGCAAGGUGGAAACUAUGACCCAUAUUAUGGUGGAGCUAGAAAUGACGACGACGACAAUGACAACGACGAUGAUGAUGCGCAAGGUGCAAGCGAAAGCCCAAAUUAUGGUGGACCUACAGAACAUGGCGUUGCUGGGCAAAGUGGAAAAUAUAAUCUAUACUAUGGUGGAGCUAGAAAUGAUGGUGAUGGUGGGGGCGAUGAUGAUGAUGGUAAUGGUGAUGGUGGUGAUGAUGAUGAUGGUGAUGGUGAUGGUGAUGGUGAUGGUGAUGGUGGGGGCGAUGGGGAUGGUGAUGGUGACGGUGAUCAUGGGGGUGAUGGUGAUGGUGAUGAUUAUGAUGGUGAUGGUGAUGGUGGUAAUGGUGAUGGUGAUGAUGAUGCUGGUAAUGGUGAUGGUGAUGAUGGUGAUGGUGAUGGUGGGAGCGAUGAUGAUGGUGAUGGUGAUGGUGAUGGUGAUCAUGGGGGCUAUGAUGAUGGUCAUGGGGAUGGUGAUCAUGGUGAUCAUGGGGGCGAUGGGGAUGGUGAUGGUGACGGUGAUCAUGGGGGUGAUGGUGAUGGUGAUGAUUAUGAUGGUGAUGGUGAUGGUGGUAAUGGUGAUGGUGAUGAUGAUGCUGGUAAUGGUGAUGGUGAUGGUGAUGGUGAUCGUGGGGGCGAUGAUGAUGGUGAUGGUGAUGGUGAUGGUGAUCAUGGGGGCUAUGAUGAUGGUCAUGGGGAUGGUGAUCAUGGUGAUCAUGGGGGCGAUGGGGAUGGUGAUGGUGACGGUGAUCAUGGGGGUGAUGGUGAUGGUGAUGAUUAUGAUGGUGAUGGUGAUGGUGGUAAUGGUGAUGGUGAUGAUGAUGCUGGUAAUGGUGAUCGUGGGGGCGAUGAUGGUGAUGGUGAUCGUGGGGGCGAUGAUGAUGGUGAUGGUGAUGGUGAUCAUGGGGGCUAUGAUGAUGGUCAUGGGGAUGGUGAUGGUGAUGAUGAUGAUGCUGGACCUACAGAACAUGGCGUUGCUGGGCAAAGUGGAAACUAUAAGCAUUGGGAAGAUUGACUGGGAGCAUCGUGGAAUAAGAUUCGGAGUGUUCGUUGCCAGUAGAUGUUUCAACUCUAGUUCUAAAUAUUGUGAUAUUGUCUUAAUUAUGGAAUAAAUAAACCUCUUGCGCUAUAUCGUUUGCUAUUGAGGUAUGGGUGGCUUAUGUUUGCAUUGUUGUGAGCGGGAUGUGCCCAUGCUCAUCUUAUUUGGUACUCAUUUAUAUUUUCAUCUCCAACUGUUUGAUUACCAGAAUAUUUGACUUUUAAUUUUAAGGAUCUUGUGAGUUCCUGAAAAUUGAUAGUGUUGGUUAUCGGAAUAUUCUGCUAUAGUGUUUAUAUUAUA